CCUCUAAGCUCUCUCUCUCUCUCUCUCUCUCUCUCUCUACACACACCCCACCCCUCCCCCCAACAAAACACAUACAUUCCUCAACUCUCUCUCUCACGCAGGCGCACACACACAUCCACCCCAACAAGCACACACAUUCCUCUAAGCUCUCUCUCUCUCGCGCGCACGCACACACACCCACCCACCCACCCCAACAAGAACACAUAUUCCUCUAAGCUCUCUCUCUCUCUCUCUCUCUCUCUCAUUCCUGUAUCUGUCUCUCUAUUUUCACACACAAAUUUGCUACACACACCUUCCUCUAAGCUAAGUUUAGAGUUAGACAGUCUCUCUCUCCAUAAAAUGUACUAUACUCAAAUUCUCCUCUUCAUCCUCCUCUUCUCCAUUUCAUUUAACAACCACCAUAUCCAUGCUCGGCCUCCACCGGUAUUUGGUGAAAACCGGCCAGAAGACGCAACAAUUCACCAUCUCCUAGGAAAGAACCUGCCGGUAAACCAAACAAUUCAGGAUCUCCUAGAAAAGAAGCUGCCGCAAAACCAAACAUUAUACACUUUCUCCGGCGGAUUUUGUUGGAAUUGCUUCACAGAUGCACUGCAGUUCUUGUUCGCCCACAACUGGGCUCGAGCCCAGCACCUGGAAAUCCCUCUAGUUUGGGACAUAGAGGUCGAAAAAUACGCAAAAUGGUGGGCGAACCAGAGGAAAUCAGACUGCAAGUUGCAGCAUUCAUUCCCUGAAGGCGAUUUCAAGCUUGGAGAGAACAUAUUUUGGGGCAGCGGCUCAGUGUGGUCUCCAAUUGAUGCAGUUAAGGCUUGGGUUGAUGAAGAAAAAUAUUAUUCAUAUCGAAGCAAUUCUUGCGUUGGGGACCAAAUGUGCGGCCACUAUACCCAAGUAGUGUGGAAGAACACUAGAAGGAUUGGGUGUGCUAGGGUUGUAUGUGACACAGGGGAUGUGUUCAUGACUUGUAACUAUGAUCCCCCAGGGAAUUACUUGGGUGAAAGGCCAUACUAGGCUUUUGGGUUUAGAGAAUUUGGAAUUAAUGUAAUAUUUACAUGGUAAUGUAAUAUGUGUGCACUUAUGUAAAGUCUGUUUGUGUAUGUCUGAGGAUAUUCUUCUACAA
Amborella trichopoda is the source of this 1114-nucleotide messenger RNA. RefSeq names its product pathogenesis-related protein PR-1. Lineage: Eukaryota; Viridiplantae; Streptophyta; Magnoliopsida; Amborellales; Amborellaceae. Gene Ontology annotation, cellular component: extracellular region. The record is from RefSeq and is a predicted model, not a curated record.